Molecule: messenger RNA, 1800 nt
Organism: Pelecanus crispus (Dalmatian pelican)
Lineage: Eukaryota; Metazoa; Chordata; Aves; Pelecaniformes; Pelecanidae
Source: RefSeq, a predicted model, not a curated record
AUGAAUGCUGCUGUGCGCGCAGUAGUACGCAUGGGAAUCUAUGUAAAAGCCAAAGUGUAUUUUGUUUAUGAGGGUUACCAGGGAAUGGUUGAUGGAGGUGAUAAUAUUGUAGAAGUUUCAUGGGAAAGUGUUUCAAGUAUCCUGCAAGUGGGAGGUACAGUUAUUGGUAGUGCACGCUGCAAAUCCUUUCGUACGCGGGAGGGCCGCUUGCAGGCAGCCUACAACUUGGUUCAGAGAGGAAUCACCAAUCUUUGUGUGAUUGGUGGAGACGGUAGCUUAACUGGUGCCAAUCUGUUCCGUGAAGAAUGGAGUGGGCUUCUAGAAGAACUGGCACAGAAAGGAAAGAUUGAUGAAGAGGCUGUUAAGAAAUAUGCUUACCUUAACAUUGUGGGAAUGGUUGGAUCCAUAGACAAUGACUUUUGUGGCACUGAUAUGACCAUAGGUACUGACUCAGCCUUGCACAGAAUCAUUGAAGUUGUGGAUGCCAUCAUGACCACUGCUCAGAGCCAUCAGAGGACAUUUGUUCUGGAGGUUAUGGGGAGACACUGUGGGUACCUAGCCCUUGUUAGUGCCUUAGCCUGUGGUGCAGAUUGGGUAUUUAUUCCUGAAUACCCACCAGAAGAAGGAUGGGAAGAUUCAAUGUGUGUUAAGCUUUCAGAGAAUCGUGCACGAAAGAAAAGGCUGAACAUUAUUAUUGUAGCUGAAGGAGCUAUUGAUUGCCACAACAAACCUAUAACAUCAGAGAAGGUUAAAGAUCUUGUGGUUCAGCGGCUUGGGUUUGACACCCGAGUAACUAUCUUGGGUCAUGUGCAAAGAGGUGGAACCCCUUCAGCUUUUGACAGGAUUUUGGCAAGUCGUAUGGGUGUGGAAGCUGUGCUUGCCCUUUUGGAAGCUACUCCAGCUACCCCUGCCUGUGUGGUGUCCCUGUCUGGAAACCAGGCUGUCCGUCUGCCUUUGAUGGAGUGUGUGCAGAUGACUCAAGAAGUCCAGAAAGCCAUGGAUGAGGGAAGAUUUGUUGAGGCUGUGAGGCUUCGUGGAAGGAGCUUUGAAAACAACCUUAACACCUACAAAUUACUGUCGCACAAAAAACCAGAUGCUGAGCUUCCAAAGACUAAUUUUAAUGUGGCAGUUUUAAACGUUGGUGCCCCUGCAGCUGGAAUGAAUGCUGCAGUGAGGGCUGCAGUGAGAGUUGGCAUAACUGAAGGCCAUAAAAUGUUUGCUGUUAUUGAUGGAUUUGAAGGUUUUGCUAGAGGGAAGAUAAAGGAAAUCAGCUGGGGGGAUGUUGGAGGCUGGACUGGUCAAGGAGGAUCAAUUCUUGGUACAAAACGUACUCUUCCUGCAAAAUAUUUGGAGAAGAUUGCUGACCAGAUGCGCACUAACAACAUUAACGCCCUUAUGGUUAUUGGUGGAUUUGAGGCCUAUGAAAGUUGUCUGCAGCUACAUGAGGCACGUUCCCGCUUUGAGGAGUUUUGCGUACCUAUCUGUGUGUUGCCUGCUACUAUUAGCAACAAUGUGCCAGGCACAGACUUUAGCAUUGGUGCUGACACUGCCUUGAAUGCUAUUGUGGAGACGUGUGAUCGCAUCAAACAGUCCGCCAGUGGUACCAAGCGUCGUGUAUUCAUCAUUGAGACCAUGGGUGGUUAUUGUGGUUAUCUGGCUAAUAUGGGGGCCCUUGCGGCAGGAGCUGAUGCUGCUUAUAUCUUUGAAGAACAGUUUGAUAUUCGAGAGCUCCAGGCUAAUGUGGAACACUUGACUGAAAAAAUGAAAACCAGUAUCCAGCGUGGUCUAGUGCUGAGGUAA